ACGUGUUCGAACUUUCUCUGUGUAGUACAAUUCAGUACAAUUCAGUACAAUUCAGUACAAUUCUCAUUCAAAAUGAAGACUGCUUAUUUCUUCGUGGUUCUGCUGGCCUUGACCUUCGUCCCAGAGCACGUGGAUGGCUGGUUUUUCCGGUCUGUGCGCAGAAUUCGCUUCAGUCCGUACCACACGCUGGGUUGUAUGGCGGCCUGCAAGUGGGCCAGGAGCUGGGCGUGUAAGGCCUGCAAGAGGAAGAGGGGACUCGACGUGCCAGAUGAUGCAGAUGAGGAUGAAGAUGUCACCAAGGUUAUGCAACACCUGGAUUUGAACGGAGAUGGUAUUGUUGAACUCGUCGAGAUCGCUCACAUGACCGGCCUUAAAAUGUCAAACCCAGUUCUACUGGCUAAAUUCCACAAAGCGGAUAGCAACGGCGAUGGCGAACUGGACCUUCCUGAAUUGGCAGCUUUCCACUUCGAGAACAAAAAGGAAUUUCUUGACGCCAUGGCCAAGCACGGACGUUAGGCUGUGAAGCGAUCGGCACAUUUGGCCGGAUUUAUGUAAUGGCACGUAUGCGGGUUAAGGGUUUUCAAUAAAAUAUUAAAAAAACA
This is a messenger RNA of Gigantopelta aegis, 602 nucleotides long. RefSeq lists its product as uncharacterized. Gene Ontology annotation, molecular function: calcium ion binding. The record is from RefSeq and is a predicted model, not a curated record. Lineage: Eukaryota; Metazoa; Mollusca; Gastropoda; Neomphalida; Peltospiridae. The transcript is spliced from 5 exons. The coding region runs from base 73 to 516 and encodes 147 amino acids.